UCUCUUUGUAUAUAAAGGACUGUGAGUCGUCUCGAUUUCAGCCUACCGAUUUUUUAGAACUAAAUCUAUAAUCUCACCAUUACAACUACUAUUAAAUAUUUUAAUCUCUUUCUAAUAAAACUACCUUUUCAAAAUGUCUUGGCGUGGCGACGACAACCAGCAGCAGCAAUACGGCUCUGGCCGUGACAACACUGACAACUUUGGCUCCACAGGAGACCAAUUCGGAUCCGGAGGAGACACUUACGGCUCGGGCAAUCGCCGUAACGAUGAUACUUCAUUCGGUUCUAGUGGCCAAGGUCAAUCCUUCGGCUCGGGCAACGACACCUACGGCUCCAGUGGCAACUACGGCUCCGGCAAUGACACGUAUGGAUCUGGAAACACCGGAUUAAGCAGUGACACAUAUGGCUCCGGAAAUCGUCGUAAUGAUGAUUCUACUUUCGGCUCCAGUGGCCGCCAAGAUGACUCGUAUGGCUCAUCGAACACAUAUGGCCAAGGCGGCGACUCGUAUGGUUCCUCUGGAAACCAACAAUCCUCGGGCUUCGGCUCCUCUGACACCUCUGGAAACACGCGUCAAGGCGGCGGCGGCCAAGGUCUGUUUGAGAAGGUGAAGGAUAAGAUGCACAUGGGAAGCGGCCGGAACCAAGGCGGCGAUAACUACUAGGCAGUAGAGAUUGCAUGUAAUGGAUUAAGUCAAAUGAUGUUGAUGUAAUAGUUUUGAUUUGAUAAUCACACAUCAGAAUGAAUGUGAAACGCAGGACAUUGGAUAUUUGUGCUCUUAAGGGCAAUGAAAACCGAAAAGGGACAAACAAAGAACAAUUAUAUGAAGAAGGCGGCUACAAACUAUCUACUGUCUUAUCGUCUACGUUGAAAGCCUUUCUAUCUUGACCAGUAAUGCUCCGUCUGUUGCAGCUCCCUUCGUAUUCCUCAAAUGGACAAAUCUAUACCCCUGGCCAAGACGAUCGAGGCGCACACACGCCCACGCCGCUAGUUCAUCCCUGCCAAUCUCAUCAUCUCGUAUC
This is a messenger RNA of Trichoderma asperellum CBS 433.97, 1019 nucleotides long. RefSeq lists its product as uncharacterized. The record is from RefSeq and is a predicted model, not a curated record. NCBI's taxonomy places the organism in Eukaryota, Fungi, Ascomycota, Sordariomycetes, Hypocreales, Hypocreaceae.